CCACUUGGGAACGAUCAGUGAAAGAAUGCCUUAAUAUAUGGAAAUAAUUCCCUUCGUUUUGAUUCAGAUGCCUUCGAUCAAUUCGGAACUGUGAGUUUGGAAGAAAGUCACAGCUAUGGAGAGGACUACGACUAUCUGUCGAUAUUGCAUUACGAUAGCCUGGCAUUCAGCAAAAACGGUCGUGUCACGAUGGAAGCGAAGCAGCCUGAAUUCACGUCCAUAAUCGGGACAAUGAGGCACUUCAGUCAGGCGGACAUUCGAAAAAUCAACAAGAUGUACUGUCCGUGGAAUCAUUUCUUCGGGCGCAAUCCGAUGGUCAGCUUCUCUCUGCCCGUUGUGAACGAUGGUCAAAGCUAUUUUGAUUAUUUGACGAAACAAACGCUGAUGGCAGGUUGGAGUAAGUACUUAGAAUUGUGUGCCAAUUUUAUUUUCACUCAUCUGCUUUUCACAAGCCUAUUAAACAUGGUUUUCAGCCAUGUUCGAGUGAUUACCUAAAC
Molecule: messenger RNA, 497 nt
Organism: Soboliphyme baturini
Lineage: Eukaryota; Metazoa; Nematoda; Enoplea; Dioctophymatida; Soboliphymatidae
Source: the annotation of a GenBank genome assembly